Molecule: messenger RNA, 8110 nt
Organism: Ruditapes philippinarum (Manila clam)
Lineage: Eukaryota; Metazoa; Mollusca; Bivalvia; Venerida; Veneridae
Exons: 2
Coding region: 71-2551 (826 amino acids)
Biological process (GO): regulation of gene expression
Cellular component (GO): nucleus
Source: RefSeq, a predicted model, not a curated record
UGUUUCAUUUUCUGUAUAUUUCAGGUAGUUACAACUUUAAUUAUCUUCCACCCACAAUGCUGUGUUCAAGAUGAUGGAUAUACAGUCCCCGUCAUGUUUUAGACCUACACCAACUUUACCUCUCAACACAUCAGCUGGAUCAUUGUCCCUGAGUUCUCCUGUAGCAGAUAGGUCCAAUUCUAAGUAUUCAUUUUCGAGAAGUAACAGCUUCACAGGCAAUAUGGUUGUCGAAUCACAGUCUCUCAACUUUAGGCCGAUGACACCAGAUCCUCAUCCAGACACUGUUAAUAAAUCUGACUCUAAUAAACUGGAUCUGGAAAAAUCUGGACAACAGAAUUUAUCCAUGCCUCCUGAAGGAGCAGUGACACCCACUGAAGAGCAUGUUGCGAAAAAGCCAAGGCUGAUGACGUCCAGUGAAGACCUUUCGACUAAAACAGAUAUUGAGUACAUUUUUGACAAUAAUUAUCACAAUGAUAAAAAAGAUCAUAAUACUAUUGAAAUGAAUGGAGUGCACUAUCCAGAAGAUAAAGUGCAAGACUUUUCAACUGAGUCAAUUGAAGGAAUGCCACAUGGAGAAAAGCGAAGAAGAUUGUCUGAAUCUAUUGCUCUUAAAAAUACUGAUUCACUGUUAGAAGCAGCAUUUAAAGCAGGUCUUGAUAAAAGUCCGCCAACACUGAGUCCUAAAACUAUAUCUGACACAGAUUUCGAUGCAGUCAGUACCGGAAGUCCGAGCAUGAGCAUCAGUGGGGAGAGACGAAGGCGCAAACCCAAUCUGGAAGAUAUUGUUCGAAGGAUGAGAGAAGUUGAAACUGAUUACAGUGAGGACAGUGAGAUUGAUGAAAUGAAUGAUGAUAUGCAAGAAGGCCAAGAUGAAGUAGAUGGUGAUCUGUCAGUGAGAAUGCCUGUAUUAGCUAAUCAGAUUGAUGAAUUAAAAGGCGGCAAGAAUUUUGAGAAUGGUGACAUAAUUAAUAGCUAUGAUCAGAGAGUGUUAAUCAAACGUGAACUUAAUGAAAACAAUAACAUUAUUGAGAAAAUGCGUCAAGAUGAAGUGGACAAAGAGAACAAAGGUGGUGAUGAUGAUGGUGAAAAUCAAGGUGUACCACUUCCAGCUUCAAAACUCGAGACUCCGGCACAAAAUGGCGAGUCUGUAAUUAAACAGACUGGUCAUGUGACUCCACCCCACAGUACAUCAAACAACUGGCUACAUGGCAGCAGUCCAUUCAAUGGAUUUCCAAUGUUCCCUUUUCAAACCAAUCCAGCAGAGCUUCCAUUCUCUAAAUUCAUGAAUCCAUUUGAAAACAAGUUUAACUCACCAGAGUUGGAAAAAGAUUACCUAAAAUGCCAAUAUUGUGAGAGGACAUUUCGACGACAAAAGAACCUUGAAAACCAUAUAGAGAAUACACAUCAUGGGAAAAGCCCACAGCGGAAGAAAUCUGGUGAGACUACAGGAGACAUGUAUUUCAAAUGUACACAUUGUCCAUAUACAACAAAACACCAGAGCAACUUGUAUGUUCAUCUUCGUAUCCAUACAGGUGAAAGGCCGUAUAUUUGUGGUGCAUGUGGUGUACAGUACAGUCAGAGUCACAGUCUUAAGUCACAUAUCAUCAACAAGCACGACAGUAUCAUGUCAUACUACAUCAAAGAAAAACGUACACGCUCACCAAGAGGUCUCGGUUACCUAGCAACACAGCCAAUACCUGGAGAAUCUCCAGUGUUCAAGAUGCCGGCUUCUCCAAUGAUUCCAAAUCCGUUUCCGGGCAACUUAAACGGCCUUCAUCUUCCGCAGACAUCUCCAAGUCAACAGCUCAAGCAUUCACCACCAUCUCAUAUGCAGAAUAAUCAAUCUUCUGUGCCACAUUCACCCGUUCUUUCACCAAAUUACCCACAAUCCCAACCACAGGUUUCACCUGGAAACCAGCAGCAGCAGAUGUCGCCCCAGCAACCCCUUCACCGACCACCAUUCCCACCAUUUCAUCACAUGAUUCCAGAUGGCAUGGAGAUGGCACAGAAGUCACUAGAGUUUGCAAAACUCGGUUUAAUGAACUUUCCGUUUUAUGGCAAACCAUUCCAUAGUAAGCCAAGUCCACCAUUCCACAUGAAUGGACAUGGCCAGAUCUCCCCACAGUUUAGCAAUGGGCAAAUUCUUCAACAAUCAAGGCAGCAACCUACGGAACAAUCCAUGCAGCAAAAUGGGGUUAGUGCACAACAGCAAUAUCAUAAAACCCACAAUCCAUUGCAAGAAAUCCAUGAUAACAGACAUCAAGAUGAUACUGGUGCUAUAGAUUUGAGAAAGAAAUGCAAUGAUGAGGCACUCGAUUUAGCUGUACCUGACAAAAACAUGAAAUGUACAGAGGACGGAGCAAAAUGCCCGAAUUGUCUUCAUUUGCUGAAGCUGAAGAUGCUGCGAAUGAAUGUUGUACGAAUGCUGAGCAUUUUGGUCCCGAAUCUAAACUUUGAAGAGAAGGGAAUCAACGCAGAGGGCGAUUCAGUGGAUGAUCUCCUACGUGACGUCAUCGAGAGCAAUAUUCAUGAUGAGGAAUCAAAUGAUUAAACUAUCAAUAGAAAUCAUGUAAGAAAUAAUGUACAGAUUAAUGUCGGACAUUCUUUUCUUUUAUCACAAUUUUUUUGUGUUGCAGACAAUGUUGUGGAUACUUGUCCAGGUGUUUGUAUUGAGAUGCAAAACUGGACAAAUAGAAGAAAAAAGUAUUUAUCUUUUCAUGUGACAUUAAUCAUGGCAUGGGGAGCGUGUUAUUUUGUGCAGCAAUUUGUGGCAGCAAUCAUUCUAGUUUUCAAACAAAUUUGUAGUAUUAACGUCACUUUUUUUUCACACGAAAAAAAAAAAGACAAAAAAAAUCCAUAGUUAAAAAAAACAAUUGUUGGAGAGUUCUAUAUAUAGUGAACUUAUGGUGCAAUAACUCAUGUCUCAUAAUUAGGAGUUAGUUCCCCUUGUUAAACAUUGACAUAUCAAAAGAAGAAGAGGCAAGGCGGUUAUGAUAUAAUGUUUGCAGAAAUUCCCGUCUAGUGUUAGGUGGCUUCAUCUCAUUUGCAUAUGACAUUUUUAAUUUGCAUAUUUCAUUUUGUGCUACGCAGCUUUCAGAAGCUGAAAUUUCACGGAGCUGUGUAUCGUAUACUAAUUUUGGAAAUUCCUGCCGCAUUCAUUUGCAUGUCAUUUUGUUCAAAAGUCCAUUUAAUCAUUUAUUUUUUAAAGAGAUCACUAUUUAUUGAGUGAAAAUCCUGCCAUGGUACUUUGUAUUUAAAGUGGAAUGAUACUAUCAUUCGAAAACAGGCCAUAAUUGACAAUUGGACUUGUUGUUUUCUGAAAGGAUUUUUUUCCUAGUCAAUAGACGAAAAGUAUUCCCAAAGAUUUUAUUCAUUAUAUGAAGUGAACAGAACAAUCCAAUUUUAUGUCAAGGUUGUUUUACAUGAACUAUUUUUGUGUAAUGUAAACAUAUUUUUUGAUGUCACAGUUAAACUGUGGGCAUCAUGUUUUGUUAAUUUCAUGACUAUUGGGUCACAGACCUUCAUUUUUCACAUUCGAGUUCUGGUGGAGUUUAGAGCAAACUACAGAUGUACAGAAGUGUCUUAUCCUUUACCCUAUGGGCAGCAUGCAACAUUACAAUAUACGCUUCUUACCCUUAGUGCUGACAUGGAACAUUCCAUAUUGACUCGGACAUUCCAUUGUUUCUAAAAAGGGGUUAUGUUAUAUACAUUCCAAAAAGUGGAUCUGUCCAUGACGUAUAGUGCUAAGAAACUUUUUUUCACCUUGAAUUCCUGAUGUUGCAGCAGAAGUGUGACCAGUUUAUGGAAACAGACUAUAAUUAUAUGGAAAUAUUAGCAGACGUGUCACCAAAUUUUUGAGUACUGACUAUAGUAAUGUCAGCAGACAUAUGACCAAACUUUUGGAAACGGCUAUAGGAGAAUCUGCAGACGACAGUGAUAAUUUCUUUCCUGCUUUCCAAUGACUUAUAUACUGAAAGUCACAUGAUUUUUAUGCAAGGUGCCUUUUGAAAACCCGGCAGCCAGUUUGGAGAAUUGUUACUAUUUUUAGUGCUACCAUUUUUUCUGCAAAUCUGUAAUUUGAUCUGAAAUUGACACUGAAAGGUCAACUGGUGCUUAAAUGCAAUACAGUUGGUGGUUGGCGAAAAACCAAAGACACUUUAAUUAAGACUAAGUAGUGUUUAAAGAGUAUAUAUAUAUAUAUACACACAAUGUAAAUGUUUCUCUGUGAAUUGUGCGCUCAUUUGUUUUGUUGUAAAUUUCAUAUUUUUAGAACACUAUCCUUGUAGCUGUGCGUGUCUUUUCAUUAUAACUGUUGAACAAUUUGUAUAUGUUUCAGCAAAUUGAUUGAUAAAGAACUAUGACUUUGUACAUACACUAAUAAUAUUCUACUUCCAUUGUAAGUUUUUAACAUUAGCCAAAAGACAAAACUGCAUUUACGAUAAUGCCAUCAAAGAUAUAUUUGACCUAGCUGUACAAGAGAAAUAUAUCAAGGAUUCUGUGCAACGCUCUUUAUCCAACAAAUAGAAACAGUGCAGUAUUGAUUCCUUGAUAUGUAAAUACUUUUUGUACUGCAAGGUUAGAUCCCCACCUAUUUACUACAUUUUACAUAUUUUACUUUUUAAGAAUUAAGAUUAUCUGUAUUCUUUGGGAAAAAAGUUGUUUUGGGAGGGUGGGGGCAUCAUUAUCAUUCCAAGUAAAUUCAAUUUAUCUUGUAAGAAUUUGAAUUUUUUUUUAUAAUUUAAAGUAAUUAAAAAAGUAUAAUGUGUUAAAAAGUGGACAUUUAUGAAUUUGUUUGCAAAAUUUAGUACAUCUAGAGUAUUGAAAAUAUUUUUGGUAAGUUAAAGACAUAUUUUUUAAUGCCAUCAAAACUUUCACGAGAGAAGUUUUAUUCUCAGAUUUAUUUUCUUAGGGAUACAUAAAAUACUGAAAAUGAAAUUUACAUUGAUAAGUUUAAAGACUAUGUAGGGCAUUUUACCGGAAGCAUUUUUGUAUUUUGUCACUCACAUUGUUUGCACAAGAUGCAGUGUUUUCAUUUUUUACCUAUGAUUAUUAUAUUUGACCUAUUGAGUAGACCAUUGUUCAAGAACAAUCAAUAUUUUACAGUGUUUUCCUUCAGCUUCUAAAAGUUCUAAGUUGUAUAGCAAGAUUUUUUUCAUAUUUUUGUAAAUUUCAUUUCUUCUUAUUUUUACUUAUAGCUUAAAGUACAAAGUUAUAGCAUGUAUUCUAACAUAAGUUUAGCACAAGUACAAAUUACAUAAAUUAAUAUUUUGCUCAAUGGUUCAAUAGGUCUUAUAUAAAAACAACAGGUUGCAUAAUGAUUUUAAUCAAAAUGAUAUAACUUUUACUGCUGACAACUUAGAUUAGUUUUUAAUUAGUUAAAAUUUCAACAUGUCAUACUCGAUUCCUGUAAGCAGCUCUUUCAUUGGUCAAUUUUAAAUAUGAGAUGCCUAGAAAACAUCCAAUCAGAUUAUGUGUUUUAACAGUAUCUAAAAAUAGUAACAUUGGUGUUUUUUUCAGUAGUUAAUUUGUAUCAGUCGUAAAUUAUAUGAAAUAAGUUACUUGUAUUUGGUGCUUUUUUGCAAAAUCAUUUCGUAGUUAAAAAAUAUAACAAGGCCUACAUAUCAAUAAGGUCACACCAAAUUGAAACCUUUAAAAGUUAGCAUACUUUUGCAGGAAUAUUGAUGCAAGAAAAAUUAAAGAUUGACAUUGAAAUAUGUUAACCUAUGUACAAAACCUUUAUAUUGGCUAAGAUGAUUUUAUAAAAAAAAUUACUGUUUCAGAAAAUAAAAACUUAUUUCUAUCAACCUAACAUUGUUAGAGUAGCACAUUAGUAAAGUAUGAUACAUCAUAUUUGUAAAUGUUUUGAUUAAUAUAAUAUUUUUACAAUUUAUCAAUUAAAAUAUUUAAAAACAAAAAAAUCAAAUCAUUUUUGGCAUUACCAAGGCUUCCAAUUGUUAGUGUGAGGCUCAUUUUUUGCCCAUUCAAGUCUUAAGAGAGAAAAGUAUUGGCACAGAAUAAUAUUACUAUAGUUUGGUGUGGCCUUGAAAUGAAAUGAUAAGCAAACCAUAUGUCCAGAGAAUUUGUGCCUAUAGAAUUUAGAGGGCAGCAUAUUUUAAUGUUUUUUCAAAUCGUCAUCAUCAUCUUGAUUUUGAAUUAUGCUUGUUGUAUGAUGGUCCUAGUCUAUGAUUUUGUCACAACAAUGGAAGACUUUUGUACUUGCUCCAUUAUUUAUAUGAGUCGUAUAUAGUGAUUUUGGGCCUUUAGGAAAAAAAUGUAGUUAUUCCCAAUUUAAGCAACAUCAGUUGUUGUUUUUUUCUGCAGGAGUAAAUCAUCAGCUGAUUUAACAGGAUUUUAUCAAAAUGAUAGCAAAAUUAUUAGAAACAAAGGAAACAAUGCAAAUUUUACACACACAAAAUAUCUGUGAUACUACAAAUAAGAAAUGUUAUUUAUGAAUAACUUACUAUUUUAUUGUUUAAUGAUGCCAUUUUGUCGUUUUUAACAUCUAAUUCCUCAGGUACCAUUAUCACUUGAUGCGGCUCAUAUUAUGUAUUUACAAUCGUCUCAUAUUAAUGAAUUUUCACACUUUUUAACAUUUUAUGUAAACUUUGUUAUCUGUGUGUUUCUGUAUUGAAAGUCCAGUCAAAUAUUCUGUAAAAUUAUGCUAAAAUGAUAGAUUAAAAGUCAAUGAAUAUACCCAAAGAAAAGUGCACACUAAAAAUUUUUUAGUGAAGUUAUCAGUAUUUAACUUUGUAUUGUGCUAAUGAUUUGUUUAAUUUUCAUUGCACUGAUGAUUAUUUCUUUCAAAUAAUUUGCAAUGUUAAUAAUUAUCAACUUUGUAUAGACAAUGGCUUAUGUCUGCUGAACUGUAUGUUUUAUUUUUUGAUAAAAUACAAGGGAGAUAAAAAGGAACUAAUAGACACUGUUACUCCCCUUAAAUUCAUACACUAUUAUCAUUAUAUCUGGAACUGGUGUGACCCAGAUUAGAUAUAAGAAAAACAUUCCUGAAAUUUUGUUCAUUUUCUUUUUGUUAUUAUUUACUUCCAUAUCAUAAUUAUUUGUUUUAAAUUCAAUAUAAAGUGAUUUGAUUGGGACCACUGAAAGAAAUCCAAACAUUUUGUCUUUGGAAACAAAAAUCAUUAUUAUUUCUUACUGUUUUUAGCUCGACUUUUCUAUGAAAAGGGGAGCUAUCCUACUCGCCCCGGCGUCGGCGUCGGCGUCACACCUUGGUUAAGUUUUUCGUACCACCCCACUUUAUUUCAGAAGUAUUACAAGUAUGGCUUUGAAACUUACCAUACUUGUUCACCAUCAUAACCUCCAUCUACAGACAAGAGUACAUAACUCUGUCAAGGUUUUUGACAGAAUUAUGGCCCUUUUUUGACUUAGAAAGUGUAUUGAGCUUGGUUAAGUUUUUUGUACCACCUCACUUUAUUUCAAAACCAUUGGAGGUAUUGCUUUGAAACUGACCAUACUUGUUUACCAUCACGACCUUCAUCAACAGACAAGAGGACAUAACUCUGUCAAGGUUUUUGACAGAAUUAUGCCCCUUUUUGACUUAGAAAAUACAUUGAAUAUGGGUAAAAUCCACUUAUUGCCUUAACCCUUUGAGAUAUUGCUUUGAAACUUUUAAUGCUAUUUCACAUCAUUACCCCCAUCUGUACGCAAGAGAAGGUAACUCUGUCAAGGAUUUGUUUUAAAAAUUAAGGCCUUUUAUCGACUUAGAAUCUUGGUUAAGUUUUUAGUACCAGUCCACUUUUUGACUGAACUUUUUGAGAUAUUAAUUUGAAAGUUGGAAUACUUGUUUACAAUCAUGAUUCCCAAACAUGUCCAGGAGAAGGUAAUUCUGUCAAAGAUUUUAUUUGAAUUAUGGCCCUUAACUGUCAAUGUUUUGUAUUAUAGGCAAGCACUAAAAAACUUAAAAAAUCUAAAAAAAUUCAUUCCUAUCCACUUGUUCACUUUACCAUAAAUUAUGUCAUAUAAACAUUGCUGUAAUAUUCAAGGGUAUCAAACAACUAGUUCACUUUAAAAAUACAGAGAUUCUUGUAUUGCCUUUUACUGCAAAAACUUUUUUUAUUGGCAAGCAAUAAAAAAGUCGAGCGCGCUGUCUUACUUG